Rhea pennata is the source of this 1648-nucleotide messenger RNA. It is a transcript of the gene BCL2L14, whose product is annotated as BCL2 like 14. The transcript is spliced from 6 exons. NCBI's taxonomy places the organism in Eukaryota, Metazoa, Chordata, Aves, Rheiformes, Rheidae. The record is from RefSeq and is a predicted model, not a curated record. The coding region runs from base 130 to 1134 and encodes 334 amino acids. Gene Ontology annotation, biological process: regulation of extrinsic apoptotic signaling pathway.
UACUAAAGGGAACUGGUAUGCAUGUGAAAGUGGCUCUAAUGAAAAAAAUCUAGUCACUGGAAGAAAAGGAGAAAGGAUUCAGAUCAGCAGGCACUCAGGGUUGCUGGUACAAUAGACCUGAAAGGGACCAUGAUGUCUUCACCAAAUGAUGCUGAUAUGGGAGAAAUACCUCUGGAUGAUGAUGAGCGAAACAGCAUAGAAUACAAGAUUCUAAUGGCCUAUGCACAGCGGCGGUUGUCUGUCGGUAAAUACGGGAAACUUAUUAAAAAGGAAGCUAAUAUGCAGAAAUCCUCAUCCUUAAUCAGGAGACAAAUAGUGCUUGAAAGUCAAGGUAAUAAAUUUCGACCAAACCAGACAGAGGUUUCGCAGGGCGCUGUGUUUCAAACUGACCAAAGCCAAAAGCAAGCAAGACAAAGAUACCCCUCAAAAUAUUGUCUACCCUCUUUCUUCGGCAGAGAAAAACAUGAAAAAUCCCCAAAGCCUUCAUUGCCCCAAAAGCCAUUCUUGCCCCGAAGUUCCACAGAGUGUUUCUAUCUUCCUGAGAUACAGCUUCAGGGACCUCAAGUGAAGCAUGAGCGUCUGACAGAUGAGAUGGCAAAUGUUGACCACAUAGCAGACAGGCUGGCCAAGCUUGUUACUUCCAGAUUUCAGCCAUCUCCUUCAGAUGUGUCAUUCGAGAUGCUGGCUUAUGCCCAGGGCCCAGAACUACAGGGUGCAGAUGCUACUGAUGGAAGUAAGGGUGAAGAAAAUGAUGAAGAAAAGAUAAUUCAAACAAUAGUUGUACUGUUAAGACAAGCAGGGGAUCAACUAGAAAAAAAGAUCAAAAAGGACAAGACUUUCUAUCAGCAUUUUAUAGACAUGCUGUCCUAUACCUUCUUUGAGAGGAUCACUGAUCUAAUCCUGGAGGAUGUCUCAGCAGACUCAACAAGCCAGACAGAAGGCCAAGUACAAUGCACCAAAGUUGCCUUCGCACUGGAAGUUGCCGCCAGACUUACUGCUGUGGACAACCAUCCCAUGAACAUGGUUCUGGGCUUUGGAAUAAAAUACCUCAGAGAACACUUCACACCUUGGAUUCAGAAGCAGGGCGGCUGGGAGAAGGCUUUGACUUCACUGGAUAAGGAAGAAAUUGAAUAAUCAUGACUACAUUCAUUCUUCAGGGUGCAUAAGGCCUUCAUUGGGGGAAUAUGCUGAAUCUUACCACAAUCCAAUGACAGCAUGAUUACUGGCUAUUUGUUUUACUUCCAAGGAAUGUUGUAGUGUUGCUCAGCCAACUUUGACGGAAACAAUUUCACAUUCUUAAAAUUCAUAUUGAUGUAGAUGUGUUCUUCAGUGUAUAUGAAGGCACUCCUCAUGGCACAUUGAGCCCCAUGGAUAGUGGGUCACUAACUUUCUGAAUAGAGAUGCUUCCCUCUGUCUGUUCCCCUUCAUGUCUCCUGAAAAGAUUCUCUACCUCUUACUAAGAUUCCUUCCAUUCCUUCCAAUAAGUCCCUUCAAGUAUUCAUUAUAUGUGAGAAGGAUGUUAACUGCAAAGAUUGCACAAAAACUUAUUGAUGAAUCAUGAAUUUGAAUGAAAGUCAUAAAAAGAGUUUGAACUGGGUGUGUAAAAUAUGCAGUGCCAUCAAAGAUGAGCAUUUUUAAUAAAUCUUAA